Chaetomium fimeti is the source of this 2757-nucleotide messenger RNA. RefSeq names its product sulfate transporter family-domain-containing protein. Gene Ontology annotation, biological process: transmembrane transport. The record is from RefSeq and is a predicted model, not a curated record. The coding region runs from base 1 to 2757 and encodes 918 amino acids. Gene Ontology annotation, cellular component: plasma membrane. NCBI's taxonomy places the organism in Eukaryota, Fungi, Ascomycota, Sordariomycetes, Sordariales, Chaetomiaceae. Gene Ontology annotation, molecular function: secondary active sulfate transmembrane transporter activity. The transcript has 4 exons.
AUGCCUCUCAGGGCCCGCCAAACUGUGGCCAAAGUGCUAGGUAUCAAACUUCAGGAUGAAGACCCUUUCCGAGAGCUCGACAGGCCCGGGGCUUCGGUGGUGUCCGACCGGACGGACCACACCUUUGUGGAGGAGCCCCCUCAGGUUGUCGACUACUUGAGAACCCUCAUUCCGUCAGGCCAGGAGCUCUACGAGUACUCCCUCUCGCUGUUCCCCUUCCUCUCCUGGAUCGGACACUACAACUUGCAGUGGCUCAUUGGAGAUCUCGUUGCCGGUAUCACUAUUGGCGCUGUCGUCGUUCCCCAAGGUAUGGCCUACGCCAAGCUGGCAAAUCUCGAGGUCCAAUUCGGUCUCUACUCUUCCUUCAUGGGCGUAUUGGUCUACUGGUUUUUUGCCACCUCUAAAGAUAUCACCAUUGGUCCGGUCGCCGUCAUGUCGCAGCUUACCGGUGGCAUUGUCGCCGACCUGGCCGUCGCUUUACCCGACGUCGAGGCCCAUGUCAUCGCUUCCGCUCUCGCGAUCCUUGCCGGUUCCAUCGUCCUGUUUAUCGGGCUCAUCCGCUGCGGAUGGAUCGUUGAUCUGAUCUCGCUCACUGCCCUCUCGGCUUUCAUGACUGGCUCGGCCCUUAACAUCGUGGUCGGUCAGAUCCCUUCUAUGAUGGGCAUCACAGGCUUCUCGACUCGCGACGCGCCCUACCUCGUCUUCAUCCACACCCUUCAAGGCCUACCCCGCACUACUCUGGAUGCUGCUAUGGGGCUUAGUGCUCUGACGAUGCUGUACCUGAUCAGGGCAGGCUGCUCGCUCGCUGCGAAACGGUGGCCGAAGCACCAGCGCCUAGCCUUCUUUCUCUCGACCCUGAGGACUGUCUUUGUCAUCCUCCUGUACACCAUGAUCAGCUGGCUCGUCAACCGGGGUCUUCCCGAGGACCAAGUGAAAUUUAAGAUCCUGCUCGACGUCCCGAGAGGCUUUCAAAAUGCGGCGGUCCCCGUGCUUAACCAGCGUAUCGCGAGCAACCUCGCCAGCUAUCUGCCCGCCACCGUUAUCGUCCUGUUGAUUGAGCACAUCGCCAUCUCGAAGUCGUUCGGGCGGGUGAACAACUAUACCAUCAACCCCUCGCAGGAGAUGGUCGCCAUCGGUGUCACCAACAUGCUAGGCCCCUUCUUGGGCGGAUAUGCUGCCACCGGCUCCUUCAGCCGUACCGCUAUCAAGUCAAAGGCCGGCGUCCGUUCUCCGUUUGCCGGUGUCAUCACCGCGGCUGUGGUCCUGCUCGCCAUCUACGCCCUGCCCGCGGUGUUCUACUACAUCCCGAACGCCUCCCUCGCCGCCGUCAUCAUCCAUGCCGUCGGUGACCUGAUCACGCCGCCAAACACCGUCUACCAGUUCUGGCUCGUCUCGCCGCUGGAGGUCUUCAUCUUCUUCGUCGGCGUGCUCGUCACCGUCUUCUCAACCAUCGAGAACGGCAUCUACGCCACCGUCUGCCUCUCGGCCGCCAUGCUGCUCUACCGCAUCCUGCGGGCCAAGGGCCGGUUCCUCGGACGCGUCAGCGUCGCAUCCAUGCUCGACGACCACGUGGUCGGCGACGACUCGCGCCGGGGCGGCGAGUACGGCACCUUCACGGGCUCCCCGGAAGCCCCCUUCCGCAACGUGUUCCUCCCCAUCACCCACGCCGACGGCUCCAACCCGGAGGUGGAGCUGGACAACCCCUACCCGGGCAUCUUCAUCUACCGCUUCGCCGAAGGCUUCAACUACACCAACGCGAGCCACAGCCUGGGGUACAUGACGGACUACAUCUUCGCGCACACGCGCCGCACCAACCUCGAGAGCUUCGACCGCCCCGGCGACCGGCCCUGGAACGACCCGGGCCCGUCCCGGCGCAAGCUCAAGGCCGCCGCCGCCGCCGCCGCCGCCGCCAUUGACGAAAACAACGACGAGGACGACUCCUCCAACCGCCCCACCCUCAAAGCCAUCAUCCUCGACUUCAGCUCCGUCAACCACGUCGACAUCACCUCGGUCCAGCAGCUCAUCGACGUGCGAAACCAACUCGACCGCUACGCCGCCCCGGGAACCGUCGACUGGCACAUCGCCUGCAUCAGCAACCGGUGGGCGAAGCGGGCGCUCGCGGCGGCCGGGUUCGGAUACCCGACCGCUCGCCCGGACGUGCCGCAUCUGCGGUGGCGGAGUAUCUUCUCCGUGGCGGAGAUUGGCGGCGCGCAGAGUGCGGCCGCCGCGGCGGAGUUGGAGGAUAAUGAGAAGUUGUUGGAGACGGAGCUGAGGCGGGUUUCGUCUUCGGUUGCGCCUAGUCGGCAUCGGCAUCGUCUGCAUGAUUUGGAGGCGGGGUUGCCUGCUGCUGCUGGGGGUGAGGGUGGGAGUGGUGGUGGCGGGAGUGGUGUGUCGGCGAAGGGGGAGGAUGAUGGCGGUAGUGCUGAGACAGAGGGUGAUGAUGGGAAGGGAGGUGUUGAGGCGGCGCCUGCGCCUGCGCUGCAUGCGGGCCGCACGGUGGCCGUGCAUGGCAUCAACCGCCCGCUGUUCCAUGUUGAUCUGACGAGUGCGCUGCAGAGUGCCGUGGCCAAUGUCGAGGCGCGCGGGGAGGUUGAGGUUGCUGGGCAGGAUGCGGUUGCGGUUGCGGUUGGGGCUGAUGCCGGUGCGGGUGUUGGUGUUGGUGCUGGUGCUGGGACUGCGACGGGGGCUGGGACAGCGGUUGGUGGGGAGAGGGCGGGCAGCGGGGAGGUCACGGAUACGAGCGGAACGUUGAGGUGA